Molecule: messenger RNA, 861 nt
Organism: Penicillium alfredii
Lineage: Eukaryota; Fungi; Ascomycota; Eurotiomycetes; Eurotiales; Aspergillaceae
Exons: 2
Coding region: 1-861 (286 amino acids)
Molecular function (GO): arylformamidase activity
Source: RefSeq, a predicted model, not a curated record
AUGACAACACAUAACAGUGCGGUUUCUUUCGAUGAUCUGCCACUCGACCCCAAUGGUCCACCCGGAAAUGCCUGGGGUCGCUUCGGGCCCUCCGACCAGCUCGGCACAUUGAAUCUGCUCAUGCCUGAGGUGGUUGUGGAAGCGGCAAAGGAAAUCCAAACUGGGGUACGCAUUUCGCUGGACUGGCAGCUCAGCAUGCCUUCGUAUCCGAGCUUUAAUCGCGAACCAUUCAAACAAGAACUCGUGCUUCGAAAGCCGAACUGCAUCUACGAUGAUAUCUUGACGUUUAACAGUCAAGGAUCGAGUCAAUGGGAUGGCUUCCGACAUUACGUCGUGGCUGAGAAUGGAGGAAUCACCGGCCGCGGGGUGUUGGUCGACUACGCAGACUGGGCUGCCUCCAAGUCCAUCUCGAUCUCUGCUCUCCAAUCCGAACCGAUUACCCUGCCCCAUCUCAAGCAAAUCGUCGAAGACCACAAACUCGAAUUCCGCAAAGGCGAUAUAUUGUUCAUUCGCAGUGGAUUCACCGCAGCAUACAAUCAACUCGACAGCCAGCAACGGCGGGAUCUUGCCCUUCGGUCAUCUCCGGAUUUCAAUGGUGUGGAAGCGACGGAGGACAUGCUGCGAUGGCUCUGGGAGCACCAGUUUGCUGCGAUUGCCGGAGACGCGCCGAGUUUUGAAAGGGCUCCGAUCCGGGGCGCCCAUGCAAAACCAAACUUCAAUCUGCAUGAAUGGGUGCUGGCGGGCUGGGGCACUCCGAUUGGGGAGAUGUUUGAUUUGGAGAAGCUAUCUCAGCAUUGCAAGACUACAGGCAGAUAUACAUUCUUCCUGUCAAGCAUGCCCCUCAAGGUAGGUGUCCUUUAA